GAUACCAAAUUCCAUGGUAGUUCCGCGUGUUUAUGUUUUAUAAAAAUGCGAAUAAUAUUUGUAGUUACUUGUAAUGAGUCAUCGCAAAUCUUACAACACUAAUGACAUAAGUUCAGGAGGAAAGCCAGAAUGUUUGUAUUCAAAAAUACACAGGCUUUAUGUAAAAUCGAAAUGCAAAGAAGAAAAGCAGAAGGAUUUACGCAUUUCAGUAGAACUGGUCCCAAGUGUCAACCCGGUGUUUGGACAGAACCUGACCGUGCAACUGACAGAUGACGACGACCCCUUCUUCCUGUACGGCCUGGCCCUCACCGAGGACGACUUCAAGGACCUGAAGAGCCAGCAGGGCCUGCUCGUUGACUUCGACCGCUUCCCGGGCGAACUGCUGCGCCUGCUGGCAGAGUGCCGGCACGAGGGCGAGCCAUCGACCAACCGGUUCCUCCUGGUGCUGGAGGAUCCCGAGAGCGAAGGGCCGUACAGUGGCCAGCAGACCAGCCUCCAGGUGCUGGAGACCAACAACUUCAAGCACCUCUGCCACUUGUGUCUGCACGUCAGCCGGGGGAACGAUGCCGAGAUUAAGAAGCUGAUGGCCGUGAAAAUCAAGCAGUUGAAGCAGGGAUCACCGCGCAAGAUGAGGGGAGUUUGCAGUCCAACAAUGCGCUGGCGCCGACUCAAGGCGACCGCGCCUUACCUUGAGAAUGCUGCGCUGGCUCCACGGUCUCCAGACUGCGUGACGGCUGUCCCAGGAAGUGCGGAGGCGGCGGAGAGCGGCGGCAAGCAGCUGUCCCGCACCGAGUCCCAGCUGGAGGAAGCGGUGCGCCGGCUGGAGGAGAAGACGCGCGAGCUGGCCGAGUCUCAGCGGCGCUGGGCGGAGGAGCGGUCGGACCUGCACGUCGGCAGCUUGCGCGAGCUCGCCCAGGAGCGCGAGAAGUGCGCCGGCUUGCAGCUGGAGUGGCAGCGCAGGCUGGCGGACGAGCGGGCGCGGCUCGAGGAGCAGCACGCCCAGGCCUCGCGCGGCGCCGAGGCGGAGCUGGCGCGGCUCCGGUCGCAGAACGAGGCGCUGGCGGAGAGGCACCGCCAGGCGGAGAGCCUCGGCAAGGAGCUGGCCGCGCAGCUGGAACAGCUGCGCAAGGAGGCGCGGCAGUUGGAGCAGGACUGCGCGGGCCUGCGCCGGCGCAACGUGAAGCUGGACGCCGACUAUCACCAGGAGGAGAAGGAGGUGCACGCCCUGGCCACCAGGGUCGCCGUGCUCGAGCAGAAACUUAAAGAUAAAACUGUCCUCAUCAACAAACAGAACGAUUUGCUGUGCAGCACCAAUCAAAAACAGGCACGCCUGGAAGAGUGUCUGGCCGACAAGGAUUCGAUAAUACAGAAGAAACAGCAGGAGGCCCAGAAUCUGUCUGAUGAACUUCUGAAGUCGAAUGAGAUUCUUUCCAAACUUCACAUGGAGCUCAGUUGCACCAAGUCCAAGCUGAAGAUGCGGACGAGCAUCGCCCUGGAGCAGGAGCGGCUGCUGGACGCGAAGCAGAGGGACCUGGGAGAGGCGGGCUCCCGCGCGUCCCAGCAGGCCGAGCGCCUCGCCGCGCUGGAGGCCGAGGUCGCGGAGCUGCGCGGCGCGCUCGAGACCGCACGCAGCCAGCUCGAGGAGAAGACCAAGCACCUCAGGAACAACGAGAACGUGAUCAACUGGCUGAACCGGCGGUUGAACGAAGCCCAGGCCUCGCCGCUGCCACCCAGGAGCACCGCCCUGGGACUGACGGCAUCGUCCACGCCGCUGUCUACCGCCCCCAUCACGGCCUUCAUGUCCAGGUGGCCAAAGAAUCCCCACAACCUAGAAAAACCAUCCCUUACAGGCAUGCUGUCCAAUGGUCCGGGGAUGAAUGGCAUUGCCCACAAGGAACCAACGAAGAACAGUGUACCAAAAGAAGCCAUGAAACAAGAUGCCAGGAAAAACCAGCCUCCACCUUUAUCGGCUUACUUUCCAAAGUGACUUUUAAUUUAUUUAAGACGCACAUUUAUCUGUGUGUGUAUUACAUAUGUGUAUCAUAGCAUCAUUACCUGUAAAGUGCAAUUUUUAUAAAUUUGUGAACUAACCCAAAGCUUAGGCAAAGUAAUAAGUAGAAAUAUUAAUUUGUAUAUAGAGCAGAUAUAUAAUAUAAUUCCCUGGAAAAUUAAAUAUGAUUUUGUAAUUUUUUUAA
Molecule: messenger RNA, 2195 nt
Organism: Bacillus rossius redtenbacheri
Lineage: Eukaryota; Metazoa; Arthropoda; Insecta; Phasmatodea; Bacillidae
Product: spindle assembly abnormal protein 6 homolog
Exons: 12
Coding region: 74-1987 (637 amino acids)
Biological process (GO): centriole replication
Cellular component (GO): centriole
Source: RefSeq, a predicted model, not a curated record